Molecule: messenger RNA, 939 nt
Organism: Hibiscus syriacus
Lineage: Eukaryota; Viridiplantae; Streptophyta; Magnoliopsida; Malvales; Malvaceae
Product: bifunctional nitrilase/nitrile hydratase NIT4B-like
Exons: 3
Coding region: 16-924 (302 amino acids)
Biological process (GO): detoxification of nitrogen compound
Molecular function (GO): nitrilase activity; nitrile hydratase activity
Source: RefSeq, a predicted model, not a curated record
ACACGAUCGAAAACAAUGUCUUUGGUGCCGGCUCCUCGAUCUAACGGAUCGCUCUUCGCGGAGGUUGACAUGGAUGGCGACGCUUCUGCCGCCAUCACAGCCACUGUUCGAGCAACCUUAGUCCAAGCGUCGACCGUUUUCUACGACACUCCCGCCACUCUAGAUAAGGCGGAGAGGUUGUUGGCUGAAGCGGCGGAAUACGGAUCUCAGCUGGUGGUGUUCCCUGAAGCGUUCGUCGGAGGGUAUCCACUUGGUUCGAAUUUCGGUGUUACGAUUGGGAACCGUAGUCAUAAAGGGAAGGAACAGUUCCGAAAGUAUCAUGCUUCUGCCAUUAACGUACCCGGUCCUGAAGUUGAGCGCUUGGCAGCCAUGGCUGGAAAGUAUAAGGUGUACUUGGUGACGGGAGUGAUCGAGAGAGACAGAUAUACCUUAUAUUGCACGGUUCUGUUUUUCAAUUCGCAAGGACGGUUCCUCAGGAAACAUCCGAAGAUCUUGCCUACGGCGUUGGAGCGUCUAAUUUGGGGACACGGGGAUGGGUCGACGAUUCCGGUUUUCGAGACUCCGAUCGGGAAAAUAGGCGCGGCCAUUUGUUUGGAAAAUAGAAUGCCACUUCUAAGGACUGCAAUGUAUGCAAAAGGUUGGAUUUUUGAAAUGCCACUUCUAAGGACUGCAAUGUAUGCAAAAGGUAUUGAAAUAUACUGUGCACCUAAUGCUGAUUCCAGGGAUGUGUGGCAAGCAUCGAUGACACAUAUUGCUCUCGAGGGAUGUGUGGUAGGGCCGACUACCCGCCUUCUCCAGAAUUUAUGUUUCGCGGGACCGAAGGCGAGCUCACCCCACAUUCUGUCGUCUAUGCUGGAGGGUGUCAUAAUAUCACCAUCUGGUGCUAUUCUGGCAGGGCCCCAUUAUGAAGGGGAGCCAUUCUAGAUUUGUACAGUAUGU